AUGGCUGCGAUACAUGUUAUGGGCAACUUCCCAAUUCAAGAAGUGCUGGAGAGUUCAUGUGAAGGCUUCGUGAUUGCCAAAAUCAACGGCAUCUUUGUAUGCAGCUGCUAUGCACCUCCACGAUGGACCGUGGAACGGUUCAGCCAUAUAAUGGAUCAGUUAACCGACAAGCUGAUUGGACGAAGGCCAGUAGUCAUAGCAGGUGACUUUAAUGCCUGGGCUGUGGAGUGGGGCAGUAGGGUGACCAACACAAGAGGAUAUGUCCUGCAGGAAGCUCUAGCGAAGCUAGACGUACGAUUGUGCAAUGAAGGCUCCGUGAGCACAUUUCGGAGAGACGGGAGGGAGUCUAUAAUUGACAUCACGUUCUGUAGCCCUUCACUGACGACAAACAUGGACUGGAAAGUAAGUGAAGACUACACCCAUAGCGACCAUCAGGCGAUACGUUACCGUAUCGGCCAACGAAACAAUGGUGGAACGCGGGGAAGGAUGACCAGCGAGAGGAAGUGGAAGACGAAAGCCUUCAAUAAAGACCUCUUCGUCGAGGCACUUCGAUCGGACAGUGGUACCGAGAUCGUAAAUGCAGUCGAGCUAACAAGGAAAAUGGUAACGGCUUGUGAUGCAGCAAUGCCACGUAAAUUGGAGCCAAGGAGCAAUCGGCGUCCAGCUUACUGGUGGAACGAGGGACUCAGUACGCUUCGUGCUGCUUGUCUCAGAGCCAGGAGGCGGGCACAGAGAGCGAGGACGGAACUAGAGAAAGAGGAGCGCAAUGCGGCGUUCCGGGUUGCUAGGACCGCUUUAAAAAGGCCAUCAAAGUUAGCAAGUCAGACUGCUACAAGGAGUUGUGUCGAGAAGCAGACGCCAACCCAUGGGGAUGCUUAUAGAGUCAUGAUGGCGAAGAUGAAGGGUCCGUCGACACCGGCCGAAAAGUGUCCGAUCAAGUUGAAGGAGAUCGUAGAGGGUCUUUUCCCGCAACACGACCCGACCACGUGGCCACCAAUACCGUACGGUGAAGAAGAAGAAACAAACGCUGGGUACCAACAAGUGUCCAAUGAGGAGCUUGCAGAAGCGGCGAAACGCCUGCCGGCGAAGAAAGCCCCGGUCCGGAUGGAAUACCGAACGUGGCGCUGA
This is a messenger RNA of Armigeres subalbatus, 1128 nucleotides long. RefSeq lists its product as uncharacterized. NCBI's taxonomy places the organism in Eukaryota, Metazoa, Arthropoda, Insecta, Diptera, Culicidae. The record is from RefSeq and is a predicted model, not a curated record. The coding region runs from base 1 to 1128 and encodes 375 amino acids. Gene Ontology annotation, molecular function: catalytic activity. The transcript has a single exon.